This is a messenger RNA of Apiotrichum porosum, 1746 nucleotides long. RefSeq lists its product as uncharacterized. NCBI's taxonomy places the organism in Eukaryota, Fungi, Basidiomycota, Tremellomycetes, Trichosporonales, Trichosporonaceae. The record is from RefSeq and is a predicted model, not a curated record. Bases 1 to 1746 code for a protein of 581 amino acids. The transcript is spliced from 9 exons.
AUGAACUCUGGUCCUUCCGUCGCGAUCAUCGGCGCCGGUAUCGGCGGCAUCUGUCUGGCUCUUGACCUCCAGAAACAAGGUCUCAAUGACUACACCAUCUACGAGAUGGAGACGGGAAUCGGCGGUACCUGGUACCAGAAUCGCUACCCGGGCUGCCGUUGCGAUGUGCCUGCCAUCUUGUACUCGCACUCGCAGUUCCAGAACCCCAACUGGUCCCAAACCCACCCUCCUCGUCAAGAGCUCCUGGAGUACUGGCAAGAGCUCGCAAAGGCCCAGGGCAUUGACCGCCACGUCAAGCUCCGCCACCGCUUCGUUUCGGCUGUCUGGGAUGAGGCGACGAAGAUGUACACUGUCACUGUUCACGACGACGAAAAGGACGUCGACGUCGUCACGACCGUCAACGUUCUCGUCUCGGCUAUUGGCGCGUUCGCCCACCCCAAGACUCCCAAGCUCAAGGGCCAAGACUUGUACCAUGGGCUUCUGGUGCACGCCGCUCGCUGGCCGUUUGACCUCGACCCGGUGACGUUCCGCGGCAAGACUGUCGCCGUCGUCGGAAACGGAUGCGCUGGUGCCCAAAUCGUCAGCACUCUUUCAGAGGAUCCCGAGAUCAAGGUUGUCGCCAUUGCCCGCUCGCCCCACUGGUACAUUCCCAAUGGCCAAGACCCCACUGGCCGCGUUAGGAAUUCGGUGCCGUACAGCGAGGGCCAUAAAAAGCUCUGGAACAACUACCCCAUUGUCCAGCACGUUUCCCGCGCGCUCACCUACUUGGCCAUGGACUCGAGGUGGAUCAUCUUCCCUCUCAAGAACAAGUGGCUCAACGACCUCAACCGCAAGAAAGUUGAAAAGUGGCAGCGCGAGAGUCUCCCCGAAGAGUACAAAGCCAAUGGCGUUCCCGACUUCCCCCUUGGUGCCAAGCGCUUCGUCAUUGAGGAUGGUUACUUGGGGGCUCUCAACAAGCCGAACGUCAAGGCCGUGUGGGGUGGUCUCACUGGUCUGACCGAAGCUGGUGUGGAGAUUACCGACGGCCGCACGUUUGACGCCGACGUUGUCGUCUUUGCGUCUGGCUUUGACAUCGAGGCCAACGGUCUCGACAUUCGCGGCUCCGAGUCCAAGGUCCGCGACUUUUCCCACGCCUCGGACAUUCCCCAGUACCAUGGCAUGGCUACUCCUGGCAUCCCCAACUUCUUCACCUUGCUCGGCUCGUUCUCGGCCCCCGGCCACUCGUCGGUCGUCUUCAUCCUCGAGUCCCAGGCAAAGUACAUCAUGCAGCUCAUCAAGGCCAUGCGCGACGACCACAUUCCUCGUCUCGAUAUUAAGCGCACUGCUGCCACCAAGUGGAUCGCCGACACCCAACGCCGCGCCGACAAGACCGUGUGGACCAAGGCCAAGUCGUACAUGCGUGCCAACGGCGGCAACGGCCGCGUCUGGACCCACUACCCGGGCCACCUCUCCUCGCUGUGGUGGGAGAACCUGUACCCCAUCUGGUCGCACUGGUCCGGUGCCGAGAAGCUCUCGGUUCGCCAGCGCGCCAGGAAGGCUGUCUUCAUUCUCGCGCUCCUCGCAGCGGCGGGCUUUGGCCUCACGUCGACCGCCACAGGUGUCGCAUUGCUCCACACCCUCUUCCCCGGAUUUACCGUUGCCCACCCUACCGCGUGGACCCCCGCUGCGCUGGCUGGUGCCACAUGGGAGAACGUGACCACUGGUGUUGUUUCCCUGUGCACAGGAAUCACCAGCCUGGUGAUGUAG